AGCCGCCCAGCCCCGAGUGCCUCCCGCGGCUCUCGCCUCCUCCGGCCGGAGCUCGAAGCGCCUCUCCUGAAUGGCCGCCAGCGCCGCGCUGCCUCCGACCUGGCCCCCGGACACCCGCGCGCCCUGAGCGCCUCCUCGGCCGCUUCUCGCCGGCCUCGCUCCACUCCCGGUCUCGGACGCGCUCCUGAGGCGGCGGCGGCACCCCGGGCCGGGCCCCAGCGGCCAGCGACAGCGGCGGCGGCGGCAGUGGCGGCGACGGAGGCGGCCGCAGCCCCGGCAGCGCCGUGCGGGCUUGCUGUCUGCCCGGCUAGCCGACGGACCGUGCCGGGCGGGCCGGGGAGAGUGCCCUGCCGGCCCCCUCCUGGAUGCCUCUCCCCGCCGCCUGCUUCUCCCUGCAGGCUUCGCAACUUGAGCAGGGACGCCGUGCCGGGGAGGGCGGGCUGAGCACCGGCCCGGGGGGGAUCGGAGGCCAGGGGGGGUCUAGGCAGCCCUCGAGGGUCCCGCUGCCCCCCGAGUAGGAAAGGGAACCCGAGAGGAGGAGGAAGGAGGGCAGGCGGGGGGCAGGGCAGGCGAAGGAAGCCGCCAGCCCUCGGCGAGCAGAGCAGAGCAGAGCGGCGGCGGCAGCCAGCGGAGAGGCGGGAGGAGCCCGAUCCGUCUCUGCGCCCCCCAAGCCAGGCAGCCGCCCUUCUCCCCCACCCGCCCCCCGCCCCCACCCCACUCCCCUCCUCUCCUCUCCCGGCCUCUUCCCCGGCAACCCCCCCCCCUUUUCCUCCGUGGGCCCGAGAUAUGGCAAUGGUAGUUAGCAGCUGGCGAGAUGCGCAAGAGGACGUGGCCGGGGGCGGCCCCGCCGGAGCAGCUCAGCCGGGCCGGGAUCCGCAGCAAGGGGCCUCGGCGGCCCCCCACACGCCGCAGACGCCGAGCCAGCCGGGCGCCCCGUCCACGCCGGGCGACAAGGGUCAGCAGCAGCAGGGCAGCGGGCAGAGCGGGCAGCAGCAGCAGCACAUCGAGUGCGUGGUGUGCGGCGACAAGUCCAGCGGGAAGCACUACGGGCAGUUCACCUGCGAGGGCUGCAAAAGUUUCUUCAAGCGGAGCGUCCGCAGGAACUUAACAUACACUUGUCGGGCCAACCGGAACUGUCCCAUCGACCAGCACCACCGCAACCAGUGCCAGUACUGUCGCCUCAAGAAGUGCCUCAAAGUGGGCAUGAGGCGGGAAGCGGUUCAGCGAGGAAGGAUGCCUCCGAGCCAGCCGAACCCGGGCCAGUACGCGCUGACCAAUGGCGACCCGCUGAACGGCCACUGCUACCUGUCGGGCUACAUCUCGCUGCUGCUGCGGGCCGAGCCCUACCCGACGUCGCGCUACGGCAGCCAGUGCAUGCAGCCCAACAACAUUAUGGGCAUCGAGAACAUCUGCGAGCUGGCAGCUCGGUUGCUCUUCAGCGCCGUCGAGUGGGCCCGCAACAUCCCCUUCUUCCCGGACCUGCAGAUCACCGACCAGGUGGCCCUGCUGCGCCUCACCUGGAGCGAGCUCUUCGUCCUCAACGCAGCCCAGUGUUCCAUGCCCCUGCACGUGGCCCCGCUCCUGGCCGCCGCCGGCCUCCACGCCUCGCCCAUGUCCGCCGACCGCGUGGUGGCUUUCAUGGACCACAUCCGCAUCUUCCAGGAGCAAGUGGAGAAGCUCAAGGCCCUGCACGUCGAUUCCGCCGAGUACAGCUGCCUCAAAGCCAUCGUCCUCUUCACCUCAGAUGCCUGCGGCCUGUCUGACGCGGCGCAUAUCGAGAGUCUGCAGGAGAAGUCGCAGUGCGCCCUGGAAGAGUACGUGCGGAGCCAAUACCCCAACCAGCCCAGCCGCUUCGGCAAGCUGCUGCUCCGGCUGCCCUCGCUGCGCACCGUCUCGUCGUCCGUCAUCGAGCAGCUCUUCUUCGUCCGCUUGGUAGGUAAAACCCCCAUCGAGACGCUCAUCCGAGACAUGCUGCUGUCCGGCAGCAGCUUCAACUGGCCUUACAUGUCCAUCCAGUGUUCCUAGAGCUGCUGGCGGCCUCCCCCCCUCGAGAGACCCAGAAGAAGGCCCUUGCCCAGGGGCCCGCCACCGGCUAGGGGGUGCGCCCGGCCGGGUGUGGGGGGUCCCGAGGCCGACACUGACGGUCCGAGAGCUCGGGCACUGGGAGCGAGGCGCGCUUAGCAGCACGGCCAGGCCGCUGGCGGAAAGAGAGAGGAAAAGGUCUGAAAGGACGCGGCGUGUUUGUGGAACAAACAACACACAGAUGGGAGAGUUUGAAACAGAAAAGGACUGGAGGGAUUUUAAUAUAAACCCGAAAGGAAACUAGAACGGAUCUUCCUGGAUUUAUGAUGGACUGAGAUGGAUUUCCUCUGUACAGCAAACAAACAAACAAACAAACAAACACAAACACACAGUUUAAAAAAACCGAAGCAAAAGCAAAAACGGAAGGCGAAUUGACUGGUGUAGAAAAAGGAAGGGGAGGCCCGCAGGCAAACGCUUAUCACGAACAUUGUUCUUGAUUUUGUAAGAUAUUAGUCUUUAUUUUCACUUUUUUUUGUAAAAUUUAAAACAUCGUAUGCGCAUAAAGGAAAAAAAACACAAGAAACAAACAAGAAUUAGAAGGGGUGGGAAAUAACCUUUUCCAAAUAAUUAUUAAAAAAAAACAAGGAA
Molecule: messenger RNA, 2670 nt
Organism: Eublepharis macularius
Lineage: Eukaryota; Metazoa; Chordata; Lepidosauria; Squamata; Eublepharidae
Gene: NR2F1
Product: nuclear receptor subfamily 2 group F member 1
Exons: 3
Coding region: 787-2025 (412 amino acids)
Biological process (GO): anatomical structure development; regulation of transcription by RNA polymerase II; cell differentiation
Molecular function (GO): nuclear receptor activity; zinc ion binding; RNA polymerase II cis-regulatory region sequence-specific DNA binding
Source: RefSeq, a predicted model, not a curated record